AUGGUAUAUUUUAAAAUUCAUGAUGUGGUCACACUGUCUAGAGUUGCAGCUCAAGAAAUAAACAAUUUUAAUGAAACAGUAGGAAACCUUUGAUUUGUGAUGCUCUUUUAUUCAUUCUUUAAAUCCCUCGUGGGCAAGGAAGUCGUGGUUGAGUUGAAAAAUGACCUCAGCAUUUGCGGCACGCUGCACUCGGUGGACCAGUAUCUCAACAUUAAGCUGACAGACAUCAGUGUCACAGAUCCAGACAAAUAUCCGCAUAUGCUGAGCGUCAAGAACUGCUUCAUUCGCGGCUCUGUGGUGAGAUAUGUGCAGCUGCCCGGCGACGAGGUGGAUACGCAACUACUGCAAGAUGCGGCGCGCAAGGAAGCCGUGGUGAGCACGAGAUAGUGAUGAAGUUGGAUGAAGUGAUGAAAUGGACUCCUCGUCAACGCAUUUUUAAUGUAAUUUAAGCCGAAUUCCAAAACGUACGUUCAAGAAAUAAUGUUUAUACUUAGCAAUGUAGUAGUACAAUGUGUAAACUACGUCUAAGUGAACCAAUCUGUUAAAGCCAGCCAAGAAAAUUCGAUUGAAAAGAUGAAAAUCAAA
Molecule: messenger RNA, 585 nt
Organism: Drosophila albomicans
Lineage: Eukaryota; Metazoa; Arthropoda; Insecta; Diptera; Drosophilidae
Product: U6 snRNA-associated Sm-like protein LSm2
Exons: 3
Coding region: 100-387 (95 amino acids)
Biological process (GO): mRNA splicing, via spliceosome
Cellular component (GO): precatalytic spliceosome; P-body; catalytic step 2 spliceosome
Molecular function (GO): RNA binding
Source: RefSeq, a predicted model, not a curated record